This is a messenger RNA of Notechis scutatus (mainland tiger snake), 1987 nucleotides long. RefSeq names its product RP9 pre-mRNA splicing factor (gene RP9). The record is from RefSeq and is a predicted model, not a curated record. Gene Ontology annotation, biological process: RNA splicing. Lineage: Eukaryota; Metazoa; Chordata; Lepidosauria; Squamata; Elapidae.
AUUCCAGUUAUAGCUGCCAAGCGAUACUAUAAAUAUUCCGGCUUUCCUUUCCGUUCGGCCCCGCCCGAAGAGGAGCAAAGCUUCUGCAAUCCUUCGGCCCAAAAGCUGAACAAGAAGAGAAGGGGGCGCUCCCUCGAGAGAGAUAGCCCCUCUAGCUGAAGGAAGUGCUUGUUUCCACUUCGACCUGGAAGUGAAAGGAGACACCGGUCGAGCAGAGGCCAAGCCCCAUUUGGGGACCCGAUCGCUUGCCUCGGUUCUGGCACCGUCAGCGCGGCCAUGUCCCAAGGAGGCAGGCAGGAAGAGACAGGGACAGGCAGCACCCUCCGGAAACGUUGGAGCCCCAGCGAAUCGCUGCCCAGCUGCAGCUCCCAGACAAACCAUAAAGGGCAGGAUCUGAAGGAGCAAAAGAGAAAUAAACGGGUGGUGCAGCAAAUCCAACAGAUCCAACAUCUGGAGUCCUUCUAUGAAAAACUUCCUCCAGGGCUAAUUAAGGAAAAUGAGACUAAACCAGAAGAUUGCAUUCCUGAUGUACCUGGCAAUGAAAAUGCACGAGAAUUCUUAGCACAUGCUCCAACCAAAGGAUUAUGGAUGCCUUUAGGAAAAGAGGUCAAGGUUAUGCAAUGCUGGAGAUGUAAACGAUAUGGACACAGAACAGGAGAUAAAGAAUGUCCUUUCUUCAUCAAAGGCAACCAAAAAUUAGAACAAUUCAGAGUGGCACAUGAAGACCCCAUGUACGAUAUAAUAAGAGAAAAUAAACGCUAUGAAAAAGAUAUGAGGAUAGAACAGUUAAAACGGUUGCUGGAAGACUCUACAUCAGAUGAGGACAGCAGCAAUGACAGUUCCAGUUCCUCAGAGAGUCGGGUGAAGCACAAAAAAAAAAAGAAGAAAAAGGAAAAAAAGAAAAAAAAGAAAAAGAAAAAACGUCAGUCCUCUAAAUCAAGCAAGAAGUCUGAAUCAGAUUGAGAAGAUGUUUGCCUUUAUGUCAAUAAGUUGUAAAAGAUCCAAAGAACAUCUCUUCAUUUGUGUUUUACCUGCAUUCUCUUCCUUUAUGUUGGAAAACAAUAAUAACAAAACAAGAAAAUUUAUUUUCUAUCUGUAUGAGAUGCUGCUAAAGAAAACUGCUUCUAUGUAUACACAGACUCUUUUUAAGUAUUUUUGUAAAAGGUCCCUCUACCCCCUUUUUAGCCUACCAAGACUUUAAUAAUCAAUCAGUGUAGGAAGGGGGAAACUACCAAUAGAGAAGUUCCAAUCUACCAAUAGGGAAGUUCCAAAAAUAAAUCCCAAGAUAUAGCAAAUACCUUUUCAUCAAAGCUUUGUAACAUUUAGCCAGAAGGAUCCCUUUAGUAGCAUGUCACCAGUGUUUGCAAUAUAGCGGAAGUCCCAGAAAGAAGCUUAAUGGAUCAUAUGCAAAAGCAAAUAAUUACAAAGAGGCAUAGUAUAGGUUUCACCCUUAACUGCCUCCAACUGAACUUUGCUCAAAAAUGGCUUUCUACAAAGGAUGAAGCACAAUACAGCUACCAUCAUCUACCACAAUACAAGAAUAUACUUUAUAACUUAUUUUCAGAUGUACUUUAUUGAAAAGCUGCAUAAUUUAUCACCCAUCUUCCAGCUGCAUCUGACAUAAUAGGAAGGGCUCCACAGACUUCUAUAAGAUUAGAAAAAGUAUCUGGGGAAUUGUAAAACCAAUCUAUAGAUCACAAAUUUUGAAGAUCCAGUUUUACUAAUAAUGAAGCACACUUAAAUAUACCUUGUUUUUUAAUGUCCAUUUCCCUACCAAUUCACAGAAAAGUGCUUGAAAAAUUAAAAAUGUUUUUGGCAAGUAACCAUAUAUGUUGUGUUGCUUUUUGAGAAAAUUCUGAAAAUGGUUAUAAUUGAUUACAUUAUUAUGGCACCCCAAGUUUGAUAUUUUUUAGAUAUAAAAAUAUUGGAAGGAUGGGUGUAUUAAUUGCGGCAUAUUUGUUCUGGCCGAUAAAGGAGCUUCUUAUUC